This is a messenger RNA of Calliphora vicina (urban bluebottle blowfly), 3689 nucleotides long. RefSeq names its product ubiquitin-conjugating enzyme E2 Q2. Bases 1191 to 2357 code for a protein of 388 amino acids. NCBI's taxonomy places the organism in Eukaryota, Metazoa, Arthropoda, Insecta, Diptera, Calliphoridae. Gene Ontology annotation, cellular component: nucleus. Gene Ontology annotation, molecular function: ubiquitin conjugating enzyme activity. The record is from RefSeq and is a predicted model, not a curated record. Gene Ontology annotation, biological process: protein polyubiquitination. The transcript is spliced from 9 exons.
GACGUCUGGCGAAAGUGAUUUUCUGUUUGAUUUCACAGCAUCGUAUUUAUUUAAUUAGAAAUAAUAAAAUAAUUUGGGUAAAAUUAAACGAGACCAUUAAAAUUAUAAGCUCAAGGACUCUUAAAAGCGUAUUAACUAAAAGCAAAGUGUUGAAAUUAAAAAAGAAAUCGAGAAAAUAACAAUAAUUGUUGUAGGAAAAAAUAGAUAAUUUGCAAAACUCGUUCGCCAUCCAGACUGCAGAUUUCUUUUUUCGGUUGGUCGAUUGGUAGAACAACGUGACGCAAGUAAAGUUUUCAAAGGAAAAUAAAAGAUCAAUUGCAAAGUCAGCAGUGUCUGUUGUUAAUGUGACAAGAAAAAGGAAGGCACACAAAGCCCCCAACACCGCAACCCCCUCCUUUUCAAAAAACCAAAGGUGUGUGUGUGAGGUUUGGCCAAAGUUCUACUAACUUUUUGUGGAGACCUUAAAAACACGAAAUAAAACAACGGAACUCGUUGCCAGAAUGUGUGAGUGUGUAUGACAAAUAUUGGAAACAACAACAACGACAACAAUUGUACGAAGAAGGAAUCACGUCAACAACAAUAGCAGCAGCAUCCAUUACCACCGUGCACGUUCUCAAUUUAACAGUAAAUUUUUAUAAUUACAAGAAAACCCAACAAUAAAAUAACUAUUGCAAAACAACAACUACACAAAAUAAUAUAAAAAAAGUGAAAAAUGUCAACCCAAUAAAAAAUAACAAAAACAAAGAACAAUAAAUAGAGACUAAAUCGUCAUUGCAGCCAUCAUCUCGUAUUAUCGACGACAACAACGUAAAAUUUAGCGUUGUCAUUGUGUUUUGAUCUCUGCCAAUAAUAAAAAACAAAUGACCAACAUAUAAAAUAUAUAUAUAUAUUUAUAUUAUAUUUGGUGCAAAAUAAUAAAAAAAAAGUACAAGAAAAAUCAAACAAAUUGCUUCCUCGUUUAAAAUUGUGCGUGUGUUUACAUUUUUUCAAAACUUCGCAAAACUUAUUUUAAAAAAUUACAACAACAAACAAAGUUAAACAUAUUAACAACAAACAGCAGCAUCAGUAUCAUCAAAUCAAUUCCUAAAACAAAUUUCAUUGUGACAACAAUUUGAUAACUGCUUUGAACGAACAGCAUCCCCACGAACUCCCUGUAAUUUGAUUGUCGUACACAAUCGUUUUUGGACACGAUGGCGUGUCUCAAUACUUUAAAAUUAGAAAUAAAAACUUUGGAGAAGAUCUUUACAAAAAAUCACGAACGUUUUCAAAUUCUCAAUUCAAGUGUGGACGAACUCACUUGCCGUUUCAUUGGAAAGAAUGGCAAACGUUAUGAUAUUCAUGCUAAUAUCACGGAAACUUACCCAUCUUCACCCCCAGUAUGGUUUGCUGAGAGCGAAGAAACAAGCGUAACAAAUGCUGUUCAAAUACUAAGCAAUACAAAUGGACGUGAUAAUCAUGUUAUAAAUCAGGUGGGCAUACUAUUACGUGAACUGUGCCGCCUACACAAUGUUCCACUGCCGCCCGAUAUUGAUAACCUGACAAUACCGUUUCAAUUGCCACCACCCAAUAGUGCAUCAUCAUUAAAUCAUCAGCCUGCAGCUCAGCAUCAAAUCGAUGACAUUGAAUCAGAUCAAGAUGACAUCGAAGAUCCAAUUGGCGAUAGUGAACAAGAGAGUGAAGCCGACGAGGAUCUACCAUUGGAAAUGGAUGAUGGACGCAGUACGAAUAAGAAAGACGAAAUGGAAGUGGAACAUUUAGCAACACUAGAAAGACUGCGACAAAGUCAAAGACAAGACUACUUAAAGGGUUCAGUUUCCGGUUCCGUUCAAGCAACCGAUCGUCUAAUGAAAGAACUGCGUGAUAUCUAUCGUUCUGAUUCAUUCAAGAGCAAUAUGUACUCCAUAGAAUUAGUAAAUGAUUCCAUAUACGAAUGGAAUAUACGCCUUAAAUCCGUUGAUCCCGACAGUCCCCUACACAACGACUUGAUUAUGCUCAAGGAGAAAGAAGGCAAAGAUAGUAUUCUCUUAAAUAUAAUCUUUAAAGAAACGUAUCCCUUUGAGCCACCAUUUGUCCGUGUUGUCCAUCCAAUAAUAUCCGGCGGAUAUGUUUUAGUUGGUGGUGCAAUAUGCAUGGAAUUGUUAACCAAACAGGGUUGGAGUUCGGCAUAUACAGUUGAAGCUGUCAUUAUGCAAAUAGCAGCCACAUUAGUUAAGGGCAAAGCCAGAAUACAAUUCGGUGCCACCAAGGUCUUAUCACAGGCUCAAUACAGUUUGGCGAGAGCGCAACAAAGUUUUAAAUCCUUGGUGCAAAUACACGAAAAGAAUGGUUGGUUCACCCCUCCCAAAGAAGAUGGCUAAGAUGACAUGUACAAAUGGGCGUCAAUCCAACAAUAAUAUUUUUGCUGCUUAGUUUUUACUUUAUCAUUUUGUAUGUGUGUGCUUUUUCCCCCCAUCUAAAGUUUUUCUGAACAACCAUCUCUAACUAUAUGACUGACUGACUGAUUGGUCUGUCUGACUGGCUGGCUGGCAUCAUCUCCAUUGUAAUUGUUGUUGUGAUGUGCAUUUGCAUUUGUAAAAUUGUAAACAUGUAUUUAUUUUCUUCUUUUUUUUCCAUUAUAUUUUUGUUUUAAUUUGUACUACAUAUUUCAUCAUUCAUACAUAAUAUUUACAAUUUAUAUGAUCAAAUCAAAUCUCCUCUACUACUCAAAAACUAACCGCUACUACUAUUAAUUACUAUGUAUGUCAUCGUUGUACUCGUCGCUGUCAUCCUCUUCAUCUCUGUUAAACUCUACUUGUAUCAACUUAUGCAGUAGCCGCAGCCAUAGCCGCUGUUAUACAGAUGCCGCUAGUGCAGCAGCAUAAUUUAAUUAAUAAAUAGCAUCAAGAAAUUAAUCUCUUUUUUAUACAUGCAAAUACAAAAACAAAGAAAAUUUUGAAAAUUGGUAAUGAAUGGAAAACCCUGAUCAUGAAACACACACACAAACAAACACUAUAUUAUAUUGCAAAGUAGUUUUGUAGUCUGUAAUUUUGUCGUAAAUAUUUUUAUCAUAAACACAUACAUACAUACUUAUAUAUAAUAUUCGUUUAUAAUUCGUAAAUCCUAAUUAAUUACUAUAUUACAUAUUACUAUUAUUAUUAUAAUUUUAUUAAUAUUUUUAACUUGCUUAAAAAUUUCCUACGCGAUCUGUCUCUCUCUGUCACCCUUAUUCUAUCAAUCUAUAGAUUAUAUGUCCCUAAAUAUGUAAUAUUUUCUGCUUAUUUUUUUUUAUUUGAACAAAAGAAAACAAAAUAAGAAAAAACUUAUAAAUAUACAUAAAUAAAUAAUGAAAAAAGAAAAAAAAAUACUUAAAUUAUAGCGAUUAAUAAUGAAUAUAAAUACAAACAAAUUAAAUUGAAAAAUAAACACAUGGAUUUAUAAUCUGUAAUUAUUAAUUUUAUUAUAAUUGUUUAGUUAUUAUAUUUUUCCAAACGAAACAAACACAAUAUAAUGAUGAUUUUCUUAACUUGUUUUGGGAAACAAUACCUAAUACAUACUUAAAUAAACAAAAUACACUGAAAAUAUCUUUAAUUUUUAAGUUUUACAUAAUAAAAUGCAUAUAUAAAUUUAAAACAAUGCAUACAUUUUAAGUUAAUAUAUAAAUAAACAUCGCAAAUAAUAAAUAAAUAAAAAAUUAUACAACAAACAAAAAA